GAGGGUAAUCUGGUGGGAUAAAAAUCGUGUGGCAUCUACUGUGACCCGCAAAUAAAUGAAUGGUUCAAAAACUAAUUAGGCUAGCUUAACAGCUGAAAGAAAGCCAUACAAAAUAUAAAAUCACGUGAUUAUUCUCACAAGCAAGCAGAAAUUGGAAGAAAAGGUGAUGUGGCAUCCACACCAAAUAAUAUUGCUUUUUCUCUGAUACUACCACUACUAUUUUAACUCCCAAUCUUUCUCAUUCUCUUCUCUAAAGACGUUCGCUUCGCCCCCGCUCUCCAGCACUCCUUUCCUUCUCUCUCUCUCUCUCUCUCUGUGAGAUGGCAACUAAAGCAGCUGAUCAAGAUGAUGCUGCAGGAGCACUGAAUUAUAAGACAUGGGUCUUUAAAGUCUUAAUUCAUUGCGAAGGAUGCAAGAAGAAAGUCAAGAAACUUCUUCAAGCCAUUGAUGGUGUUUAUGAGACGACCAUAGAUUCUCAACAGCACAAGGUGACAGUCACUGGCAGCGUGGAUCCGGAAACGCUCAUCAAGAAGCUGAACAAGUCAGGGAAAUCAGUUGAACUUUGGCCAGAAAAGCCUGAAAAGAAAGAGAAAAAGCCUGGGAAGCCAAAUAACAAUGAGAAACAAAAAGACGACGAAGAAGCUGGUGAUGAUCAUGACCCCAAGAAUAAAUCAACAGAGAAGCCUGCAUCAGCCGCUGCCAAAAAUGGCGGUGCCGGUGCUAGUAAAGGCCCUGCUGGAGAUGAUCAGCCUCCAGCUGGGGACCAAAUGGGAGGUGUAAGCCAGGAACCAGACAGUACUGCCGAAAGUGGGGGUGUUAAUGGAGGUAAAAAGCAGAAAAAGAAAGGGCAGAAAGGUAACACUGGUUCCAACGGUGAUGCAUCCGGUGACACUCUAUCAGCUCUGGUUCUUCCAGAACAGGCUCCACCUAUGGCAUCAAUCAAUCUGAUGCCUCCAAAUUACCCUAUGUACCCAUAUGCACCUAUGUACGCACCUAUGUACUAUGGACCUCCAUCGUUUGGCGUAAGUUACAAAACGACUCAUCCUAGCUCAAGCUUUUCAUAUUAUACCCCUACCAUGCAUCCUAAUGCGUACGGACCACCACCUCCACCAUCCUAUCCGAUUGAUGAAUUCAAUGAAGAUGGUGAUUACGAUCGUGAUGAAAGUGGUUGCUCAAUCAUGUGAACAAAAUAUUGAAGAAAACGAGUACAUGUAGAUUUUGAUGUUAUUUGUACUGUUAAUGGAUAUCAGGGGACAGGAAGGGAUUAAUUUUGUAAGAUGCAAAUAAAAAUAAUUAAUUUUAGUACUACUUUGUUAGGGAGAAAUCAAAAGUUGGUUUUACUUUUCAUCGGGGUUUGAAGGGGUUUGGAAUUUUGCUCUUUGUAGUUGUAGGACCUGAAAAAUCUCAACCUUUCCCUCUUUCUUAUGUGCCAAGAAGAUCUUUGUCCAUGUUGGUCCCUCUCUUUCUUUAUCAUUUUCCCGUAUAAAAUUUAAGCGGAAAAACCUGAACUGAAUCAGUGAAUUAUUUUAUGUUGAAAAUUGUGAUAAGUUGUCAGUAAGUAGUAGUACUAUAUAUUCCUUUAUUUAUCCAAAGACCCAAGUUUUCAGCUAAGGCAAUCAAACCCUCGAAAGAACCAUGUUUAAAUUUGGAUAUGCACCAUACAUAACAAGAAUAUAAAAGUAAGUGAAGGGUAAGAAGCAGCUCUCACGAACAACUUGAAACAUGCUUUUGCUUCAAUUAUCAAAAACAGAAAACCUCCAACCCCAAUCAUAACUUUCUAAAUGGUUAGCAUAUACAGAUCUCAUUCCCACUAUCUUACCUACCUUUUUUCUGAUGCAGAAUAUUCAUGGUGGAUUAUACUUUCUUUUCAUAUCGUGAAAGGGAAAUUGGGGAAUA
Messenger RNA from Durio zibethinus, 1896 nucleotides. RefSeq lists its product as uncharacterized. The record is from RefSeq and is a predicted model, not a curated record. NCBI's taxonomy places the organism in Eukaryota, Viridiplantae, Streptophyta, Magnoliopsida, Malvales, Malvaceae. Gene Ontology annotation, molecular function: metal ion binding.